Acanthosepion pharaonis is the source of this 639-nucleotide messenger RNA. Lineage: Eukaryota; Metazoa; Mollusca; Cephalopoda; Sepiida; Sepiidae. The record is from the annotation of a GenBank genome assembly.
AUGAAGAAAGCAGACGAUAAGGCGCUCCGGGCAAAUAGAGAAAAACGGCAUCGUUUGGAAAUCAACAAAGUGGUUAUUUUGUUACGGGAUAACGGCGACAAGAGUUGGAAGAUGAGUUAUUUCCCAACGCUUUUCUUUCUUUCUUUCUUUCUUUCUUUUUUUUCUUUCUUUCUUUCUUUCUUUCUUUCUUUCUUUCUUUUAAAUAUCAAUAUUUUUCGCUUCUCUAUUUUUGAAUUUUUAUUUCGACUCUUUUUUCAUUACUUCUUUACUUCUUUCUUUCUUUUUACGCCACUUUUUCAUUACUUUUUCCUUCUUUCUUUCAUUCUCUUAUACGUCUCUUUUGUCAGUACUUCUUUCUUUCUUUUUACGCCUUUUUUUCAUUAUUUUUUUCCAUGUCUUUUUUUACGUCUCUUUUCUCAUUACUUCUUUCUUUCUUUCUUUUUGCGUCUCUUUUUUCAUUACUUCUUUCCUUCUUUCUUUCUUCCUUUCUUUUUACGUCUCUUUUUUAUUACUUCUUUUCUUCUUUCUUUCUUUCUUUUUACGUUUCUUUUCUCAUUACUUCUUCCUUUUUCUUUCUUUCAUUCUUUCUUCCUUACAGUUAUUCAUAACCUUUCUUUCAAGCUUUAUUUCAAUCGUUGA